AUGUUCCGAAGAGCGCCAGGGCCAGGCCUGAAGGGGCUGAAGGGGCUGGAGGGCUCCGUGGAGUCCUUGGGGAGCUCUUGCCCCGAGGCUAGCAGGGAUUUUGGGGUGCUGCGGGAGAACGGCGCGCCCCGCAGCCUGGGCGAGACGGAGGAGGCGGCGGGCAGGAAGCGCGCGCGGCCGGCGCGGUCCAAGGCGCGGCGCAUGGCCGCGAACGUGCGCGAGCGCAAGCGCAUCCUGGACUACAACGAGGCGUUCAACGCGCUGCGGCGGGCGCUGCGCCACGACCUGGACGGCAAGCGGCUCUCCAAGAUCGCCACGCUGCGCAGGGCCAUCCACCGCAUCGCCGCGCUCUCCCUGGUCCUGCGCGCCAGCCCCGCGCCCCGCUGGCCCUGCGGCCACCUGGAGUGCCACGGCCAGGCCGCUGCGCGGGGCCCGGGCUCCGGGAACGCGGGCUGCAGCCCUCCGCGGCCCGCGCCGACGCCCGCGGCGCCGGGUCUCGCCGGCCCGUUCGCGCCACCGUCGGCUCCGCGCUGCGCCUCGUGCUCCCCGCACGCGCACCCGCACCCGAGGCAGCCCAGGGCGGCGGCCGAGACACCCGGCUCGGCCCAGGCCUCGAUGGGGAGCUGGCGCCGAUGUCCUGGGGCUCCACCGGCCGGGCCGAGUCCGUGGCAGCGGGGCUACUUGCGAACCGGCUCUGGGCUGGGUUACCAGCUCUCCUGACCCUGCCCCCAGCCCCUUAGAUGUCCUGGAAGGAAGGUGGCCGCCAGGAGGACUACAGAAGAGAAGACUGCGAAAACUGCCCCGGACAGAGCAUUAACUGAUGGGGCUGCGUCUUGAGUGGGAGAGGAGGCUGCCUUGCCAGUGGGAAGGAACUUUGGGGAUUGGGGCAGCACCCUUACCUCCGGGCCUCGGGUGCUAAGGAAGAAGCAGGGUUUUAGGUUGGGACUUGUUCGACUUUUCUUGGAGAGUGGCUUUUGCGUUCUUGUACCUCUGAGCCCUGCUUUCUCUUGCUGCUUUUGGACGGUGGGACUUGUGUGGGAGUGUGGGUAAACAUUUGCUGUGAUAUAAGGGCCGCAUGUUGUGGCCCCUUUAC
This is a messenger RNA of Jaculus jaculus (lesser Egyptian jerboa), 1093 nucleotides long. RefSeq names its product basic helix-loop-helix family member a9 (gene Bhlha9). Gene Ontology annotation, molecular function: RNA polymerase II transcription regulatory region sequence-specific DNA binding; protein dimerization activity; DNA-binding transcription factor activity, RNA polymerase II-specific. The transcript has a single exon. Lineage: Eukaryota; Metazoa; Chordata; Mammalia; Rodentia; Dipodidae. The record is from RefSeq and is a predicted model, not a curated record. Bases 1 to 720 code for a protein of 239 amino acids. Gene Ontology annotation, biological process: developmental process; regulation of transcription by RNA polymerase II.